GGCUGAUUGAACGGUGAAUGGAAUGACUCGAGUACACUGAACCGUGUUCAUGCUCACACUAGAGAGAGGCACUUGCCGCACAGCCGAGCUGGUCACUCACGGGGAGAACGUAUCUGUCCUGUGUUGUGCCGCCAACACAACACAACACAGCACAGCACAACACAACACAGCACAGCACAGCACAGCUCAGCCAGGAGUAUGGGCUUACCACACACAUCCCUACCUACAGAAGCCCGCCAGUGCACUCAGCCCAUCAACAAACGCUAUACACCUAUCUAUCCCAGGGCCCUACACAACGUACGUAAUGUACACCAACGGCACAGCCAUGUCAGUCAGUGUGGUCCCGCUACAGACAAGGCCCCAUCCAUCAUCAAAUCAAGGCCUCUCCUGCUUGGCCAGUCUGGCGUUGAUGUCUUCAAUCACCAGGGGCACAUCAGCGAGUGUGUCGACCACAUAAUGAGCACCAGACUCGCCAACAAGCUUGUCGCGGCUCGCCUGCAGCAACCAAUCCAAUGUAUCUAUCGGCGUGGCGGAGAGCGGGGCAUCCCAUCCACUCUGUCUGUCUGCGCGAGUGAGGCUGGCUACCUGCUCUCUGCGCGUCUGUUCCUCUUGUCCGAGUGCCUCCCACUGGUCGAUAGAGUCCACGUCCAUGUGUGUGCUGUAGCGGCUCACAGCGACCGUCCAGCAUCCUGCACACGCACACACACCCAUCCAUCCAUCCAAAGACAUGAUGGGGGUAGGGUGUCCUCAGUCAGAGUAUACCAUACCUGCGUUCAGGCCCUCCGCAAUGCCCAUGACGCUGUCGUCGAUUUUCACGACACUCUGCACAUAGGGUAUCUGCAAACAGACAGACAAACAGACAGACAGACAGUAGACGUCAUGUCAUGCAGCCGUGCAGUGCACGAGCCAGACAGACACACCUGGAGGUUUCUCAUGUUUUGGUAGAUCAUGAAAGGCUGUGUCCGCGACCCAAAGCUGCCCUCCAAGUCGUCACCCGCCACGAACGAGUCGCUCACGAACCCCUGGGUGGCCGCCUCCUUGAGCGAUGCAUCCAGCAGCGAACGACCCAAACCUGCACACACACACACACACACACAGAGGCCAUCUUCCUUGUGCGUGUCCCCCAAGAGUUUUCGACAUGCACCUACCAGUGGUGCCUGCAAUCUUGCAUCCCAUCUUCCGGAUCUUCUCGACGGCGUCGACGCACUCGGGCACCAAGGACGAAUAAGCAGACACCAUCUAAACACACACACACACACACACACGCACACGCACAGACACAGAGUGUCGGUGGCCAGCUGUCCGUCCCUCCCUCCCUCCCUCCCUCACUCACGUCGCUUUGUCUGCCGACAAAUGCCUCAUGCAGCAUUUCCACAUCCGCCGGGUUCGGCUCGUGGCCCCGCGCCUCCAUGAACCGACGGCGCACCUGCACGCCUCCAUUGCAAUGGACAGACACAACCACACACACAAUCUGCUGCUCGCUCGUCGUUGGUGCGCACCUCCGGGAUUUCGAGGAUGGCCCGUAUGUGGAAGUAGUUCUUGAGUGCAGGCGGGGCGCGGGCAUCACUCAUGGUGAUCUGCACACCAGAUGCUGCGAACACCUGCAGGCACCCAACAGAUCACAACAGACAGAGGCAUGCAACGGACGAGCGGAUGAAAUGGGUGGGAUAGGAGUGUGUUUCUGGUGCUGCUGAUCUACCUCGACGAAGGCCUUGUGCACCGCGAGGCUGUAGGGGUCUGCCACCGUGCCGCUGAAGUCGAGUAUCGCCAUCUUGACCUUCGUGGCGUGGCAUCUUGGUGCCAAUCGGAUCAGCUGAUGGGCUCCUCUCUCCGCACACCGACGCAAUGAGGCGAAAACCAUGAUUUCGAGAGGUGACCGGUGCCUUUCGAGGAAUGCGACAGCACGGCUCCGCCGACCUGAC
Molecule: messenger RNA, 1922 nt
Organism: Vitrella brassicaformis
Lineage: Eukaryota; Vitrellaceae
Source: the annotation of a GenBank genome assembly